AACAAGGUAAAUCAUGGAGUUUUUAUCGGGAUGUACAUGACGAAGCAUAACACUUUUACUUUCUCGGAUUUACUUACUCGGACUUUCCAUAUUCAAAGAGAAACAUGGAAUCAAUGAAGAAGAACGAUUCUUCAAAGACCCAAUCGAGAGAUGAGAAUGGAAAAGAUAAAUGUCAUACUUAUGAUAUCGAUGACGUACAGGACAAAAUAAAGAAAGUGGACGUGAAAACGUCUUCACCUACGAGUCUAUUGGCCAGGAGUACUUUAACAUUACCUACUGGUGUCAUUAAGCCCAUUCAAAGUGAGCAAGUGAAAGCAAAAGCCAAAACAAUUCCAUCGUCUGGAUCUGCUACUGGAAACCCACAGAAUAAGACGGCCUUAGCACCAGGGCAUAGUUUGAUGGAUUGGAUCCGAUUGGGUAAUUCAGGAGUCGAUUUAACUGGAGUCGGUGGUGUACCACAAGUUGUAACCUUAUCAGAGCUUGCUAAUCAUAACAAACAAACUGAUGCUUGGAUUGCAAUCCGAGGAGUAGUAUUCAACGUUACGCGUUAUAUGGAUUUUCAUCCAGGAGGAGUUGACGAGUUGAUGAGAGGUGUCGGCAAAGACGCCACGAAAUUAUUCGAUAACGUGCACUCAUGGGUGAAUUAUCAGAGUAUUUUGCAAAAAUGCAUUGUAGGCAGAUUAAGUCGUGGGAUUUCCUCCGCGUCAAGCACUUCCUCAAUAACGGAAAAGUCAAACAAUUGUUUGCCCAUGACAUUGGGUCGAAACAUACGUUCUACUGUACAAAAGGCAGUUGAUGAAAAUUCAUCAAAUUCGUCUAAUGUGAAUAUGGAUUGGCAGCAAACAUCUAAUUCUAUUACACUUUUCUAUCAAGGUGUACGCGACUAUCCAGGUAUAUAUUAUCGAUUACAAAGGUUGAGUGAUUCGAAAAUCAUCUUCAGGCUAACUUUUGAAAAGCACAUUAUCAUCAAUGAGAUCGAAUUAAUCGCAGAUGUGGAAUGGCCACCAAUAUAUAAAAGAGAUUUUGAAACAAUGCAGGUAGACUUUACGUUUACAAAAAAACUUAAAGAUAUUUGGAAAUCUCAGGGAAAUCAUACAUUAUCGCAAGAAUCAAUCACAAACAAACGCACGUACAGAGAGUACGAGAUAGUCAGUAAUACACCCCUUUGCAACUUAGUUCAUUUCUUAGUUUUACGUGCGAAAGAUUUUCUAGAAAUAAUUCCCGUUGGGAGACACAUAGAAGUCAAAAUGAAUAUAAUGGGAAUGGAAAUAUCAAGGUCAUAUACGCCUGUCCCAUCGUGCCUUCAUCCUGAAGAUAUGGCGCCAAAUUAUAAGCCUGAUUGCAUUUGCUUGAUGAUAAAGCGAUAUCCAAAUGGUGCACUUAGUCCGUCCAUCACCAAAUUACAACCUGGCCAAACCCUUAUAAUGAGCAAUGGUUUGGGUGCCUUUGUAACCGAAUCUUUCGAUCGGUAUCCUGUUAUUCACAUGCUAGCAGGUGGCACGGGUUUAACCGCAAUGUUAGGAAUAAUUCAGCGAGCUUUAGGAAGGCGCAAUGUAAAAUUAAUCAAUCUUCUAAAUUUCAAUAAGGAUGAGGACAAUAUGUUUUAUGUGUCGCAACUUGAUAAAGUAUCUUCAGAAAAGAAGUUCAAAGUUACACAUAUCCUUUCACAAGCAGGAGAUAAAUGGGAAGGUAGACGCGGUACGGUAUCUGAUAAAUUAUUGAAAGAAUUGAUUGGCGAGUGUUCACCAGAAGGAUGCAUAUUUACGUGUGGACCAAAAGGAUUUAUGCUAUCUGCGAAAAAGUGUAUUCAGACACUUGGUUGGAAAUCUCAUCAAAUGUACGAUUUCGACGAUUAAUCGUUUGUGCUGAAAGUAUACGUGCCAUGUAUGUUUCCUUUCCUUUUAGAGAGUCUUUCUAGAGAGCCUAAUGAGAUAUGAAACUCGUACCUGUCGAAUCACGUUUAGUUAAAUAUUUGGUACUUUCCAGCAAGAGACAUAAUGUAAUACAGUGAUCGUUUUAUCUUUUUUUAACAU
Cyphomyrmex costatus is the source of this 2033-nucleotide messenger RNA. RefSeq names its product cytochrome b5 reductase 4. Bases 105 to 1856 code for a protein of 583 amino acids. Gene Ontology annotation, cellular component: endoplasmic reticulum; cytoplasm. The record is from RefSeq and is a predicted model, not a curated record. The transcript has 10 exons. Gene Ontology annotation, molecular function: heme binding; cytochrome-b5 reductase activity, acting on NAD(P)H. Lineage: Eukaryota; Metazoa; Arthropoda; Insecta; Hymenoptera; Formicidae. Gene Ontology annotation, biological process: superoxide metabolic process.